Messenger RNA from Boleophthalmus pectinirostris (great blue-spotted mudskipper), 1206 nucleotides. RefSeq names its product protein-tyrosine sulfotransferase 1-like. The record is from RefSeq and is a predicted model, not a curated record. NCBI's taxonomy places the organism in Eukaryota, Metazoa, Chordata, Actinopteri, Gobiiformes, Gobiidae. Gene Ontology annotation, cellular component: Golgi apparatus. Gene Ontology annotation, biological process: peptidyl-tyrosine sulfation. Gene Ontology annotation, molecular function: protein-tyrosine sulfotransferase activity.
AGCAGCCUCAGAUCCGCUCCGGAGCUCCGAGCAGCGGCCGCACGCUCUCGACAUGCCCGCGGAGUGAGCGAGGACGGCGGCCACACUGUCUGCAACGCCCCGCUGGAUUCUCUGGAGGUUUUUUUUUUCAGUCAAGACGGAUAUUUCGCGGGGAUUUUAUGGCACGCGCCCGCAAGAAUAGACCCGAUGGAGCGGUGGUCCGUCCUCCGCCGGAGCGUCGAGGGGCCUGAUCCAUGUCCGCGCCCCGGCCAACAGCGCUGAUUCCUGGGUACCUCCGCCUCCGCCGCCCCUGACCCCGGGCCUCCCCGCUCCCUCUUCCGCCUCCUCCGUACAAUGUCCGUCAGCAUGAUCGGGAAACUCAAGCAGAACCUCCUCGUCGCCUGCCUGGUCAUCAGCUCCGUCACCGUCUUCUACCUGGGACGUCACGCCAUGGAGUGCCACCACAGGAUCGAGGAACGCGGCCAGAGCGGCGUCGCCAUCCCGCUGUCCGCCGUCGGGGGCAGCAUGCGGACCACGUUGCGGACGGGCCAGAACCUCAGCACGCCGUUCCUCUACAGCAAGGACAUGCCCCUGGUGUUCAUCGGAGGAGUGCCGAGGAGCGGGACGACGCUGAUGCGCGCCAUGCUGGACGCGCACCCCGAGAUCCGCUGCGGGGAAGAGACCAGAGUCAUCCCGCGGAUUUUGGCGAUGAAGCAGAUGUGGAGCCGGUCGGGGAGGGAGAAAAUGCGACUGGACGAGGCGGGCGUGACGGACGAGGUUCUGGACGCCGCCAUGCAAGCGUUUUUGCUGGAGAUAAUCGUCAAACACGGAGAACCGGCGAACUUCCUGUGCAACAAGGACCCGUUCGCGCUGAAGUCGCUGUCGUAUUUAGCCAAAAUUUUUCCAAAGGCGAAGUUCGUGCUCAUGAUCCGCGACGGGAGGGCGUCCGUGCAUUCCAUGAUCUCCCGGAAAGUGACGAUCGCGGGGUUCGACUUGGGGAGUUACCGGGACUGUCUGACCAAAUGGAAUCGCGCCAUAGAGACGAUGUACACGCAGUGUCUGGACGUGUCCGACAAGUGUCUGCCGGUGCAUUACGAGCAGCUCGUCCUGCACCCGGAGAAGUGGAUGAGGACUUUGCUCAAGUUCCUGGAGAUUCCCUGGAACGACGCGGUUCUGCAUCACGAGGAGCUCAUCGGGAAGGCCGGCGGCGUGUCCCUGUCCAAGUGA